UCCGCACUCUCUCCGCCUUCUCAUUCCUCCUGGCUCCUCCCAGUCCCAUACAACGCCUUUCCUUGGCUCUCUCGGGCCCUCCAAAGCGCAAAGCACACGAUCGGCAGGAGCUCGAACAAAAUCCUCAACUGUCUUGGGCCCGAACCAGUUCUUUGCAUCCGGUGCCUUCUCCAUCCUUCAGCUCGCGCUUCCUAGUGCGGUGCUGCUAUUCUUGGUGGGAAGUUAUAUUCUUGGUUGCUCGAAUCGGGUGCGCACGAAUCGCUGAAGCUCGCGCCUUUUGUGGAUUGAUUCCUCGAGAGCUCGACACAGGAUCGAGUUCUUGGAAGCGGCUUUGGCUCCCUGUUGGCUACUGGCGCGCGCGAAUCGAAUAAAAGGCGCGCUCUUUUGCUCGGUUGUCGCGACUGGAGGCGGCGAGAGGAAGCAUGGGCGCGGGCGCGUCGGACCUCGCGGGGAUGGAGCCCAGCGGCAAGGUCGCGCGCGCUGGGCUGGGCGACCUGCCGGAGCUGUGCGCCGCGGAGGUGCUGCUCCACCUCGACGCGCCAGACAUAUGCCGGCUCGCGCGGCUGAACCGUGCGUUCCGCGGCGCGGCGGCGGCGGACUUCGUGUGGGAGGCUAAGCUGCCGGAGAACUACGGUCGUCUCCUACGUUUCGUCGAUGGUGCUGAGGAGGGAGAAAUGGGGAAGAUGGACAUCUUCGCGAGGCUCGCCAAGCCUGUUCCGUUUGACGGUGGCAGAAGGGAAUUCUGGGUAGAGAAGACCAAAGGUGGCAUUUGCAUGGCGCUGUCAUCGAAAGCGCUGGUGAUAACGGGGAUUGAUGAUAGAAGAUACUGGGUUAACAUGCCAACCACUGAAUCUAGGUUCCACUCAAUUGCAUAUCUCCAGCAAAUCUGGUGGUUUGAGGUAGUUGGAGAAGUCGAUUUCUGCUUCCCUGUAGGGACCUACAGCCUAUACUUCAGGCUUCAUCUUGGCAAGUCUUCAACACGUUUUGGUCGCCAUAUCUGCAGCACAGAGCAAAUCCAUGGCUGGGACAAGAAGCCUGUACGGUUUCAGUUCUCUGCAUCAGAUGGUCAGCAUGCCGUGUCCCAGUGUUACUUAGAUGAGCCUGGGAGCUGGAUUUUGUACCACGUUGGUGAUUUCGUUGCAUCAGGCUCUGAGCAACCAAUCAAACUGAAGUUCUCGCUGGCCCAAAUCGACUGCACUCAUACAAAAGGUGGUCUGUGCGUCGAUUCAGUACUAAUAUACCCGAAAGGCUUUGAGCCAGAAAGGGUGAUCAGGUCUCAGAAAUGAGUUGGCACACUUGAUAGAGUAUCACUAUACAUUAGAGUUGUAGAGGAAUCUAAGCGGCCUACCCUUUUUAUCUUGGGCUAAUUUUAUGCUAAGAAAGCAUGUGCACAUGGUAGAGUGAUUUUUCUUUUUUAUUUUUGGGAAUGAUGGCAUCAGUGUGCUUUAGUUUUCGCUUUCUCACAGUGGUCAUGGUGCUGACCGCCUAGGACAGGAAACCUGUAUGUAUUGAGCUCUGGAUUUUAGUUACCUGUUGUGAUCCACACGGCUAUACUAGUCCUAUUUCUCUUCACAA
Molecule: messenger RNA, 1575 nt
Organism: Setaria italica (foxtail millet)
Lineage: Eukaryota; Viridiplantae; Streptophyta; Magnoliopsida; Poales; Poaceae
Product: F-box protein PP2-A13
Exons: 3
Coding region: 423-1286 (287 amino acids)
Molecular function (GO): protein binding
Source: RefSeq, a predicted model, not a curated record